Sphaerodactylus townsendi is the source of this 2772-nucleotide messenger RNA. RefSeq names its product hyaluronan and proteoglycan link protein 4 (gene HAPLN4). The transcript is spliced from 6 exons. The record is from RefSeq and is a predicted model, not a curated record. Gene Ontology annotation, molecular function: hyaluronic acid binding. Gene Ontology annotation, biological process: cell adhesion. Bases 1244 to 2383 code for a protein of 379 amino acids. Lineage: Eukaryota; Metazoa; Chordata; Lepidosauria; Squamata; Sphaerodactylidae.
CAGAACACAUUUUGAAAUUGCUGCUUUAAAAAUUGUGGGAGCAGGCAGAAAUUCAACAGGUUUGGCAACCAUUCUGUACAGAUGUCUGUUCUGAGGUCUCUUCCUAAAUGGGAAGCAGCAGAAUUCUAGCUGUGCCCUAAGCCCCACCGGGUCACGUGACCGUGUGAGUCACCUGGUUCUGGCUUCUGGGCCCAAUCCUGCAGCUCUCUCCCAGUGCUGCUAAGGAAAAGUCCACCUCUGCUUUUCUCCACUGUUAGAUCCCUCGUGCUUCCGAGGAGUCGGCCUGGCUGUGAAGCCGACUGCACACGUGAAGAGCAAAAGGACCGUUUGCCAUGAGGAUCUCCCUCGCAGCUGAAAUGGGAGAGGACAGAGACCUAGAAACCGGACGGCUGCUUCUGCCAGUCUUGGGAUGCAGCCUGAAAGGGGAACCUGACAGGCGAGCAAAACCGGCUGUCUCAAAAAGCUGGGCUUGAAGUUGAAGCAGAGACAGCUCAAUGGAGAUGACGCUUGAAGGGGCCGACCAUCUCUGCCUCCAAAUCCCAAAUUGGUGCCUGCGUUCUGGACUUGGCUUGGCCCGGUCUUGGCUCCAGUCCUGCUCCUUUAGCAGCCCUGCCUGGCUUCCUUCCAGGAAAAGGAUUUGCAAAGUCCCCUUUAAAAUUCUCUUCUCUGCCCCCCCCCCCCCGGCAAUCCUUAUCCCUCCUUCCGGUCCCGUUGCAGCCUUUUUAAUGCAGUAAUUGCAACAAUCUUUUUGCCACCAGGGCCUUUUUGCAACUUUUACCAUCUUGCAAGAAGCUGUUUUCUCUCUCUCACCUGCCAACCUUUGGUUCCCUUGGACUUUUGCUGAGUAAGACGCCAGAAGGGAUUCUGCAACUCAUCAACAUCAUACAGAUGUACUGAAAGAGAGAGAGAGAGAGAGAGGGAAAGGAAGAAACGUGAAAGACAAGAGCCGGGUUUCUUUCCCCUCCCCUUCGCUGCAAACUGCAUUGGUCUCAAGUUCUUGAGCACCUGAGAGUCACUUCUGGGCUGGACACCCAGUCCCCUUUCAAGGAGAAAUGUACCCCGCACCCUUGUAUUGCCUGCUGAAUUCCACAAAGAAAAGUAAUUUCCUACACUAGGAUUUGUCAGUCAGCUGAGUGACCCAGCUAUCUGGCCCCUGACUGAGGGUCUUUCUACACAACCAGUUUAGAAACUGCAGAAGAGCAAUGGAAAUAUCCAAUAACCCUCACUCUGUGGAGAAUGGUGAAUGCAGAUCCUCCCGGGAGGUCUGACUCUGCUUCACGCUGGCACGGUGAUGCCUCUUCUCCUCACCCUGUCCUGCCAGUUGGUCGUGGCCCAGAAAGGCCGGAAAAAAAUUGUGCACGUCUCAGAGGAUGACAGUGGUGCUGUCGUGGUGCAGACCGCCCCAGGCAAGGUGGUGACCCAUCGUGGCGGGACCAUCAUCCUUCCUUGCCGCUUCCACUACGACGUGUCAGCCCACGAUCCUGACGAGAUCCGCCUGAAGUGGACCAAGAUGGUGGAGCCCAUGUCGUUUGAGGAUGUCUUUGUGGCCAUGGGCAAAGAGCGCAGGGCCUUCGGGAGGUACCGAGGCCGCACGGCGCUGCAGGAGCACGAUGCUGGGGAUGCCUCGCUCAUCAUCCGGAACGUCACCCUUCAGGACUAUGGGCGCUAUGAGUGCGAGGUGACCAAUGAGCUGGAGGACGAUGCGGGGAUGGUAAAGUUGGACCUAGAAGGGGUGAUCUUUCCAUACCACCCACGCCUGGGCCGCUACACCUUGAACUUCCCUGAGGCGCAGAAAGCAUGCCUAGAGCAGGAUGGGAUCCUGGCUUCCUACGACCAGCUGCACGAGGCCUGGCUGGAAGGCAUGGAUUGGUGCAAUGCUGGCUGGUUAGAGGACGGGUCGGUGCAGUACCCCAUUUCCAAGCCCAGAGAUGAAUGCGGACAGAAGGAAACCCCUGUUGGGGUGAGGAAUUAUGGAUACCGGCAUAAAGAGACAGAGCAUUACGAUGCCUUCUGCUUCACUUCCAACCUGAAUGGCAAAGUCUACUUCCUCAAGACCUAUCGGAAACUGAGCUUCCCUGAGGCCGUCCAGGCCUGCAAGAAGAACAGUGCCGUGGUGGCCAAGGUGGGCCAGCUCUAUGCUGCUUGGAAGAUCCAGCUGCUGGACAAGUGCGAGGCAGGUUGGGUGAGCGACGGAAGCAUCCGGUACCCCAUUGUUAAUCCACGGUCUCGAUGCGGAGGCCGGGAGCCCGGGGUCCGCAACUUGGGCUUUCCAGACAAGAAAUACAAACUCUUUGGUGUUUACUGCUUCAAGACCGCCGACAGCACAGAGGCCAAGAAGAAGGGGCAAGACGGGCCAGGGAAGUGGAAACCGUUCCAGGUGUAGGGAGGGCAGAGAGUUACAGCACAACCACGGACCUUUGAAGAAAUCUGCCCUCUUCGUUCUUCCUCUGGAGUGUUGGGGAGUUUCCUCAGCAUCCCCUUUGAGCAAACAAAGGACCGUAUCCAAAAUGGCUGGUUGCAAGGUGCAGAACAGGAACGGGUCUGAUUCAUUCACAUGCUGGAACUGCCCUGGAAGUCCCGCUUGCAUUUGGUCCAGCUGCUUGUGUCUGGCUGCGGCUGCUGAUUCUUUUGCUUGCCCACCCCCACCCCUUUCUGAAAAUGGAGAGUCUGUCUUGGCUUCUUGCAACUUGCUCUGAUUAACACUUUUGGUAAAGCUUUGGGGAAAUUUCUCUGGGAGGGAGGGAGGGAGGGAGGGAGGGAGGGAGGGAGGGA